UCAACGUUAAGUAUACUAACGUACUCGGCUAGAGAAGCUGCUACCCUUCACACGCCACCAACUUUCCCCGCUUCGCACGAAAUACGCUGCCGUUUGCAUCGCGUCCCUGACUGACAUCGCAAUUGAAGAGGAAAUUCAGAACCUGUCACCCUACUCUCGCAAUGGAAGACCCCUGGGCCGACUCGGCCGGCGCGUCGGACCCGCUGGGCACCUCGACUCAGCAGAGCGCCGACGACAGCACCACCGCUGCCGCUUCGACCGCCUCUAACUCCUCGGCGACCGCCGCUGCCAGCGGUGCGACAUCAUCCUCCUCCACCUCCACCACCCGCCCCUCGCGUGCCACCCCGCGGCGCCUCGUCGCGCAGCCCACCCGCCUGGAAGCAGUCGAGGACGACCCUCUCGGCCCGCUCGGCUCUGCGAGCGCUAGCACCUCCCCACCCAGCGGCGAUGCCAUCCGCCCCCCGCCGCUCGGCCAGGAAGGCGGACCCCCCGUGCCGCCGCUCAAGGAAAACACCCUCCCCCUCCGCACCACCAUGCCCCCGACCCCGGGUUCGGCCGGCGGGAAGCUGAAGCAGUAUCCGGAUCCACAUCGGAUCGACGACGAUGACGACGACGUCGACGGUAACGACAACGAGGCGAAUGGGCGGGCCGCCGGAGUGGGAGGGAGGCAGCCGCCGCCGGUGCAGGCCGCCCUGCCGAGCCCGGUCCGGUCCACGACGCACCCCAGCGUCAGCAUCGAGCAGGCGGCGCGGCCGACCUUCCAUAUCACGGUGGGCGAUCCGCACAAGGUGGGAGACUUGACGAGCAGUCACAUUGUGUAUUCGGUUAGGACAAAGACGACUUCCAAAGCGUAUAAGCAGAGCGAAUUCGAGGUCAAGAGGCGGUACCGAGACUUUUUGUGGCUGUACAACACGCUCCACGCGAACAACCCCGGCGUGGUGGUGCCGCCGCCGCCCGAGAAGCAGGCCGUGGGCCGGUUCGAGAGUAACUUUGUCGAGUCGCGGCGGGCGGCGCUCGAGAAGAUGCUCAACAAGAUCGCCGCGCACCCGACGCUGCAGCUGGACGGCGAUCUGAAGCUGUUUCUGGAGAGCGAGGCGUUCAAUGUCGAUGUGAAGCACAAGGAACGCAAGGAGCCGGCUCUCGGGGAGAGCAAGAGCGUCCUCGGUUCCCUCGGGUUCGGCGUGGGCGGUGGGAACAAGUUUGUCGAGCAGGAUGAUUGGUUCCAUGACCGCAGGGUCUACCUUGACGCGCUCGAGAACCAGCUCAAAGCGCUGCUCAAAGCCAUGGACAGCAUGGUUGCCCAGCGCAAGGCCAUGGCCGAGGCAGCGGCCGACUUCUCCGCCUCCCUUCACGCCUUGUCCACGGUGGAGUUGUCGCCCACCCUCUCUGGACCGCUCGACGCCCUCUCCGAGCUGCAGCUCACCAUCCGGGACGUCUACGACCGCCAGGCGCAGCAAGACGUGCUCACCUUUGGCAUCAUCAUCGAGGAGUACAUCCGCCUGAUUGGCAGCGUCAAGCAGGCCUUCUCGCAGCGCCAAAAGGCCUUCCACAGCUGGCACGCGGCCGAAUCGGAGCUCGCCAAGCGGAAGGCGGCCCAGGAUAAGCUGCUGCGCCAGGGCAAGAGCCAGCAGGACCGCCUUAACCAGGUCAAUGCCGAGGUGGCCGACGCCGAGCGCAAGGUGCACCAGGCGCGCCUGCUGUUCGAAGACAUGGGCCGGCUGAUGCGCUCCGAGCUGGACCGGUUCGAGCGGGAGAAGGUGGAGGACUUCAAGUCCGGGGUCGAGACCUUCUUGGAGAGCGCAGUGGAGGCGCAGAAAGAGCUGAUCGAGAAAUGGGAGACGUUCCUGAUGCAGCUGGACGCCGAGGACGACGAGUCUGUCUUUUACCGGCCGGCCCCCAUUCAGACGAACAAGCCGGCGGGCGACACAGCGGUGGAUCGCGCCCGGGCGAGAAUCCACGAGGAUUCGGACUAGAAGUUUUUUGUGGGGCGACGGGACGGACGCUCAGGUUGGGCGCAUGCCGGCCGAGCGUCCGAAGGACGACGGCACCGGAUUCAGCCACACAGAUAUGGUUAGCUAACCGCAUUGCGUUCUCGUCAUUGUAUUAUACAUAGCCGUAUCCCACACAUGC
This is a messenger RNA of Thermothelomyces thermophilus ATCC 42464, 2130 nucleotides long. RefSeq lists its product as uncharacterized. Gene Ontology annotation, molecular function: phosphatidylinositol binding. The transcript has 4 exons. Bases 162 to 1973 code for a protein of 603 amino acids. The record is from RefSeq and is a predicted model, not a curated record. Gene Ontology annotation, cellular component: endosome. Gene Ontology annotation, biological process: protein retention in Golgi apparatus; retrograde transport, endosome to Golgi. Lineage: Eukaryota; Fungi; Ascomycota; Sordariomycetes; Sordariales; Chaetomiaceae.